AUUGUUUACUUUAAAUCAAUGUAAUCAACAUGAAAUGUGAUCAUAAAUGUGUUUCUGAAAUUUGGAAAAUAUAUGGAGUUGAAUAUCUUGCAUAAUUAUCCAUCAAGUUAAGAAAAAUGUCUUUAAUGAAAAGCCCCCGUAGAAGUUUGAAGGCAACUGCUCCUCGGUUUUUACAACCUCUCUCCGUGAAGGAUGAAGAAGACGUCCGCACUUUGGAGUGUCGAGUUGAUGGAUAUCCCAGGCCGGACAUUUUCUGGGAAAAAUCUGGCAGAGCAGUUGGAAAAUCUAGAAGAAUACAUAUGACUCGAUCCGGAGACAGGUGCCUACUGCAGAUCAAGAUGCCUCAGUUGGAAGACAACGGCUUGUACAGCUGUAUAGCGACAAACAACGUAGGGAGGGCAUCUACGCAGAUGAAAGUGUCCUCGCCCUUUUCUUCUUCAAGACGGAUGAAUGGUGCCUCUCUAAGACUUAAUUCUACUAAAAUAAACGGAAUUCAAGCAAGAAUACUAGAGUUUUCUACUCUUGAACGAGCUGGAGAAAGUUUCGUUGCCCAAAGUGAAACUGGUCGAAUCAUGUUUCGAAAGCGUUCACAAAGUGGAGGGGCGAAAACUCGCCAGGACAAUCUUAGUUUACCCUCUAAACCCAAACAACCAACUUUUACAAGCCAUAUAAUUAAGAACUCGAACGAUAAAGUUUCAAACCCGCCAACCACGAACGGAAAUGUUGAGAAUUCAAUAAACUUAGAAAAGAAACGUCUUUGUAAGUCUAUGGAGGAUUGUAGAAAGGUUAAAAAGAGCUUCUUUAAUCGAGUUAAAAUCCCUGAUAUUUUCAAUUCUUCACAAAAUUAUGAAAACAAAAGUUCCAGCUUACGUUCACAUGUAUUACAGCCAUCCCAAAAAGUGAAUGGUGUUUUUAAAAGUCAUAGAACAAAUUGUACUGACGCAUCUCAAAAAUAUUUAUUUACAAGUAGUGUAAAUUUGUCAAUAAAUAUUGAAAAUCAAGAUUUGCAAAAGGAUAAUGACGGAAAUCAUGAGCGUACUUCAAAAAAUGAUAGGCAAGAAGACUUAGCUCAGAACAUUGCUAGAACUAUAAAAGAUGGCUCAAAUGAAAUUAUUAGUGAUUCGGACACGUGUUCGAACAACUCUUGUCAAAAUAGUAUUGAAAAUAAAGAAUAUAGAAAUGACACGGGAACGUAUAAUAAUAGUUCUUCUAAAUUGGAAUCAGAAUUCAAUCAAAGUCCCCGUAGUCUGAAAUCUAAAACAAUUAAUAACGAACUCUUAAACUGCGUUAAUGCAACAACAAAUUCUGACUGCAUUGAAACACCGACACCCCUAACAACUCGAGAAAGAAUAGCAGCUUAUUUAAAGAAAUUCGAAACUUCGAAUUCCUCAAAAUCGAAAGACUUAACUUCGGAUAAAAUAAAUAAAAGUGCCAAAAGUAAAGAAUAUGGACGUAGCAGCUUAAAAACACCAGCGCCAACAGAAAACGAUUCUAAAUUUUUCAGUUUUUCAAAAUUCAAAAGAAGAAAAAGCAGUUCUGAUGCCAACAAAAAGAACAGUAUUACCGAAAUACCUAAUACGAUAUCAGAAAUGGAAGACCACCCGCAAGCAACUACGUGUUUAGAGAAUUAUGAAAAAGAGCCGUCCAUAAAACUUCCAUUUCAGACAAAAGAUACGAUAUUUAUAGAUCAUAAUUCUUCUGUACCUGGUCAUCCGGAAGACAAAAGACUUGUUAAAGGCGAUGUAAGUGAAUGCGUGACAGAGGGCAAUGCGGAAUCUGAACCAGGGAAUGUAUGUUUGGAGGAAAUCGAUCUGAGCAGUUUGACAUUCGAUCGUAUCGAUGUCAGUCUCCUAGAAGAACUUGAUCCUUUUCAAACGGUAGCUCAAGAACGGAUGCAUUUGACAGCAGAUAAUGAGGACAAGUCUAAAGAGACUCUAUCUGAUGCAUCGGAAAUCUCAAUCGAAAAGGAUGACAUAAAGAUUGAAGUACCCUCUAUUAAAAUAGAAGUGAGUGCUGAGGACAAUGAAGAAGACAAUGAGAUGCGGGAAGAUAACGAGGAAAUCGUAAAUUCCAAUCAGGAUCUUUCAAAAUACUCCAAGGGAAGAAUAACUUCUGAGGCUGCAUUGGUCAACAAACUGUCAAGGGGAAUUUGGCAUACCAGUCCUUCGAUAGAAGAGGAAUGUGAGGCGGUGUUUGAUAAAUGUGAGGAGAUUCAUCCACCUGAAAUCCUGGAGACAGAUCAACAGGCUGAAUUAUCGCUCGAAGCAAGUCCAGCGAGAAUUGUGAAAGGACCCCAGAGUGUGACCGUCUUGAGGGGGGAGUCCGUUACUUUGGCGAUCAGUUUCACAGGAUCUCCCUCCCCACAAGUUAUCUGGAUGAAAGGGGGACGAAUUCUCACGAGUAACGGGCGCUUAUCUAUAUUAGAUGGAAGAGAAAUGUCCGUAGUUACAGUUAACGAAGUGACCGCAGACGAUAGUGGUAAAUAUGUGGUCAGUGUUGAGAAUGAAGGAGGUGGUGAUUCUUGCUUCGCAUCAGUUGCAGUUGUGGGUUUCCCAGAACCACCAGGUGGAGAACCAACAGCCAAUGAAGUGACGGAUCAUUCACUUGUUCUCAGUUGGUAUGGUUCCAUGUAUGAUGGAGGAAGCGUUGUGACAGGCUAUCAGGUGGAAAUGUGCACAUUGCCCAGUAAGACGUGGCAGAAAGUGGUUUCAUCUGUAAACACUAGUUGCUCCGUUCAGGGUUUGUCAAAGGGUCAGCGAUACGUAUUUAGAGUUAGGGCAGAAAAUCGCUAUGGUUUGAGUCACCCAAGUAAAGAGUCUAAAGUCAUUUGUUUGGACGAUUUCCUUAUGGAUAGUUCUUCAGAUGAAGAACUAACUGAAGAGAAACCUGCUGAAAUUACUGUAGAUAACGGGACUGAGUUUUCGGAUCGCUUCGAUAUAAAGGAAGAAGUUGGAAAAGGACGGUUUGGAACUGUGUACAGAUGUGUGGAGAAAUCGUGUGGACGUCCUCGAGCUGCAAAGAUAAUUCGCUGUUUGAAGAUAAAAGAUAAAGAAAAGGUGAAGCAGGAAAUAGAGAUAAUGAGUAGGCUUCAUCAUCCCAAACUCAUGCAAGUUCUGGCUGCAUUCGAGAGUGGUCGGAACAUGAUCAUGGUUAUGGAGUACAUUUCAGGUGGAGAACUAUUUGAGCGUGUAAUAGCUGAUGAUUUUAUCCUAACUGAACAAGACUGCGUCCUCUUCAUGAGACAGAUAUGUGAUGGAGUAUCUUAUAUGCACAGAAACAAUGUCAUACAUCUAGAUUUGAAACCGGAAAAUAUACUUUGCAAGACUAGAACAUCACACAAAAUAAAAAUAAUCGACUUUGGAUUGGCCAGAUUUUACAAGUCCGAGGAAAGUUUACGUGUUCUUUUUGGUACUCCUGAAUUUGUUGCACCAGAAGUUAUAAAUUAUGAACCAGUGUGUCCUUCAAGUGAUAUGUGGAGCGUUGGGGUCAUCUGUUAUGUAUUAAUUUCAGGACUCUCACCAUUUAUGGGAGAAUCUGAUACGGAAACGUUUGCCAACAUAACGAGAGGAGAGAUGGAUUUUGACGAUGAAGCUUUCGAUGAUAUUUCAGAAGAUGCUAAGGACUUCAUUUCAAAACUACUCGUCAAGAGAGUCAAAGCUCGAAUGAGUGCCGAAGAGUGCUUGAAACAUUCUUGGUUGGCGACCGCCACUUCAGUUCAAAAGCGACCAUUGUCUACGGAGAAAUUGAAGCGUUUCAUUAUAAGGCGAAAGUGGCAAAAAUCGGGAACAGCCAUCCGAGCACUGGGACGGAUGGUAUCCUUGUCCCGUUCUUCCAUCGGCAGUAGCUGUGAUUCUCCCCUGGGUUCUCCCAUCAGCUCCAGAUCAGGGUCAUCUAGGAUAUCUCGAAGUGAGACCGCGGAAUCCGGGGAAAGCGACAUUUUCCAGGAUCUCUCAAGAUGACCUACUCGAUGACCGAUUUAAAAGGGAAUGCAUAAGCUUCUACAGCGUGGGGAAGCCAUCAAGUUCAGUGACACCCGCGCUUCUAGUUAAAAUGGGAUAUUUUCGAAACGUAUAUAUUUUUUUUAAAAUAAAAAAUCCACUUCUGGAAUCUAUAUUGUAGUAUCCUGUUUGAUGUGUGACGUAACUGUUGAGAAGUGUGCUUCGUUUGAUGCUACUGCAGAAAGAGCUUGGGAUUUCUUGUUGCAACUGUUUGUAUUGUCACGAGACCUUCGUUGUAUGCAAUAUAUCUUGUUUGAUAUGUGAUGUAACUGUUGAGAGUUGUUUCGUAUACUACUGCAGAAACAGUUUUCAAUUUACAACUGUUGCUUCAGUUUUAAUGUCAUAUUUUAAUUAUUGAACUGUAUUAAAGUAACUAUCGUUCCAAA
Messenger RNA from Parasteatoda tepidariorum (common house spider), 4384 nucleotides. RefSeq names its product myosin light chain kinase, smooth muscle. Gene Ontology annotation, biological process: protein phosphorylation. Lineage: Eukaryota; Metazoa; Arthropoda; Arachnida; Araneae; Theridiidae. Gene Ontology annotation, molecular function: protein binding; protein kinase activity; ATP binding. The record is from RefSeq and is a predicted model, not a curated record.